AUGGCACAACCAUUUCCAUCACCUCGAGAUACCGAUAUCUCAGAUACACAACUUUCUUUGAACAAUGCAGUUCAACAAAAGAAACAACCAAGGAUCAAAUUUCUUACUUUCAACACCUGGGGUUUGAAGUUUGUCGCGAAACACCGUAAGGAGAGAUUAAGAGCCAUUGCUGAUAAGCUGGCAGGGUUGAAAGUUGGAACCCCUAUUGAAGAAUUGAAUGUUUUAAAUACAAAUGAGAAUGGCGAACAAGAAGAAGAAGAAAAUAUAGAUGAUUAUGAUAUUGUAGCUUUACAAGAAAUUUGGUGCAAAGAGGAUUGGGAUUAUAUUACUCUUCGUUGUAAAGAAAGAUUUCCUUACACCAGGAUAUUUUACUCUGGGAUCUUAACUGGUCCAGGUUUAGCUAUCUUAUCUAAGAUACCUAUCGAAUCGACUUUUCUGUAUAGAUUCCCAAUCAAUGGUCGCCCUAGUGCAGUUUUUAGAGGUGAUUGGUAUGUGGGAAAGUCUAUUGCUGUGACACUAUUGAAACCACUAACUUCGGAUACAUAUCCAAUUGCAAUCAUGAAUAGUCACAUGCAUGCGCCUUACGCCAUGACAGGUGAUGCAGCUUACGAAUGUCACAGAUCAUGUCAAGCUUGGGAUUUUAGUAAAUUAGCUAAUCUUUACAAAAAGGCUAAUUAUGCAGUAGUCAUUGUAGGUGAUCUAAAUUCAAGACCUGGUUCUUUACCACAUAAGUUUUUAACCGCUGAAACCGGUCUUGUAGAUUCUUGGUUACAACUCCAUGGGCAACAGGAUAUUAUUCAAAUAUCAAAAAUGAAUGCUGUAGAUCAAUUAAAAAUUGGAUGUACUACAUGUGAUUCUCAAUUGAACACUUGGAGAGCUCAAAGACAACCCGAUGAAGCGAAAAGAUUAGAUUAUGCUUUAAUUGAUCCAACAAAAUUGAAAACAAUAAAUGCGGGUGCAAGAUUUACUGAAAGAUUACCUAAUAUUGGAAGUUUUUCUGAUCAUUUUGCUUAUACAUGUACUUUAGAAUUAUUACCAAGAGAAACUGAAAAAUCUGGCAACAUCGAAGACGAUUUCAAACAACCAAGAAAAUUAUUAUUAGAUAGAUUUGCAUCAUACGAAGAGAUGUUACGUUGUAUCAACAAGUACAUGAUAACUGCCAAAAGACAAAAAUCACUUAGAGGAAUCCAUUUCAUUAUAUCCGUGCUAUGUAUCAUUGCUUGCCUCGUAGUGACAACGUUUACUGCCAAUAAAGCUGCCUGGUCAUCUAUAUUCUGGGUAUUAUUUGCUACUGUGGUUUCAGUUACUGGGUUAAUUGAUGGUUUGAUCUCAUUCUUUUUCGGAAGAAGUGAGAUCAGAGCAUUGUGGGAAGUCGAACAAGAAGUACAAGAUGCUGAACGUUACAUGCAAAUGGUUCUUGACAAACAACAAUAG
Maudiozyma saulgeensis is the source of this 1434-nucleotide messenger RNA. The record is from the annotation of a GenBank genome assembly. NCBI's taxonomy places the organism in Eukaryota, Fungi, Ascomycota, Saccharomycetes, Saccharomycetales, Saccharomycetaceae.